Messenger RNA from Mesorhabditis belari, 1332 nucleotides. Lineage: Eukaryota; Metazoa; Nematoda; Chromadorea; Rhabditida; Rhabditidae. The record is from the annotation of a GenBank genome assembly.
AUGACUGCUGGAAGUUAUUGCUACAUUGGGCCACAAGGGAUCGUUCACGGGACAACGAUUACAGUGAUGAACGCUGGCCGCAAAUACCUUAAUACUGAUGAUUUAGCUGGAAAAGUUUUUGUGACGGCCGGCCUUGGCGGAAUGUCGGGCGCGCAAGCGAAAGCGGCGAAAAUUGCUGGAUGUGUUGGAGUGAUUGCUGAGAUUAGCGAAAAAGCGCUGAAGAAGCGACACGACCAAGGGUGGCUUGAGAUCUACAGCACGAAUCUUGAUGAAAUCGUUGGCUUAAUUAAAGAGGCGAGAAGCGAGAGAAAAGCGAUUUCAAUCGGAUAUCUCGGGAAUGUUGUCGAUUUAUGGGAAAAGUUAGCUUUGGAAGAGGAAAAUCUCGUGGAACUUGGCUCGGAUCAAACAUCUUGUCACAAUCCUUUUCUUGGAGGAUAUUACCCAGUUGGGAUCACUUUUGAUGAAGCCAAUCAAAUGAUGACCAAAAAACCAAAUGAAUUUAAGGAGCUGGUCAGAGAGAGUCUCCGCCGUCAAAUCGCGGCCAUUGAUAAGCUGGCCAAACGGGGAAUGUACUUUUGGGACUACGGGAACGCGUUUCUUGUCGAAUGUCAGAGAGCCGGAGUCGAGAUGUUGAAAGAAAAUGCGAAAGAUGACAAAGAUUUUCGCUAUCCAAGCUAUUUUCAGGAUAUUAUGGGAGAAUCUGAUAAAAUCGCUUGUCAAGUGAUCAACAAAUUGCUGAAAGAAGACAUGCCUGAAUGGGUAAAGCAACAGUAUGUUGACAAUCGGAAAUGGAUUGUCGAAGCGGAUGAGCACAAAUUGGUGGUGGGAACACAGGCUCGCAUCUUGUACUCGGAUCAAGCCGGCCGUACCGCGAUCGCUCUCGCUUUCAAUGAAGCUGUCAGAAACAAGAGAAUUACGGCCCCAAUCGUGAUUUCGAGAGAUCACCAUGAUGUAUCGGGUACCGAUUCUCCGUUCAGAGAAACCGCAAACAUCACUGAUGGAAGCGCUUUCACUGCUGAUAUGGCCGUGCAAAAUGCGAUUGGGGACGCGAUGAGAGGAGCCACGUGGAUCUCUCUGCACAAUGGAGGCGGUGUCGGAUGGGGCGAUGUGAUAAAUGGUGGAUUCGGAAUGGUGCUAGAUGGAGAUCUGGAAACGGAUCGUCGUGCUCGUUCGAUGCUCUCAUGGGAUGUAUCAAAUGGAGUGGCAAGGAGGAGUUGGUCAGGGAAUGAUAAAGCAAAAGAAGCCAUUAUCAGAACUCAAAAGACCGUCUCCGGGCUUGAGGUGACUGUCCCGUAUCAAGUUGAUCAAGAACUUCUUCAAAACUUUUUUAAC